Molecule: messenger RNA, 1365 nt
Organism: Stegodyphus dumicola
Lineage: Eukaryota; Metazoa; Arthropoda; Arachnida; Araneae; Eresidae
Product: venom allergen 5-like
Cellular component (GO): extracellular region
Source: RefSeq, a predicted model, not a curated record
GUCAGGAUAUUUUGACAUGAAGUAAUCACUUCUUCGAUAUAAAAGAAACCGUAAAAUCGUUAUAUAUGAUACGCGAGAGAACGGAGACGUUUGAGAAACUCUGUUCUCUACUCGAUGAGAAAUUACUAUUGAGAUCAGCUACCUUUGUGUUUUAAAUUUAGAAAUUAAAAUGGUCAAUCAUGUGAUUAGAAUCGCGUUACUCUUCGUACUACUCCUUGAACUGUCAGAGUGUGCAAAAUGUCCGUAUGCAAAAUUCACCCCAAACCACAGUUUCUGCAAAGAUCCAAAUCCUAAGUGCACUAUCUUGGAACGAGGAUUGAAACCAGAUGACAAAAAGCGCCUUCUAGACUUACACAACAUGUACAGAGAGAAAGUUGCAUCAGGUAAAGAGACUCAAGCCGGAAAAUUACCAUCAGCAACAAAUAUGUUUGAAAUGGCUUGGGACGACGAACUUGCUUCAAUUGCUCAGAAAUGGGCUGAACAGUGUAUCUAUGACCAUGACUGUGAUGAAUGCAGACAAGUCGACAGAUUUGAUGUUGGGCAAAAUCUUUACCGAGCGGGUAACUCUGACAAACCUACGACACACGACUGGGACAAGAUGGUAAAGAAAUGGUACGACGAAGUCAGUAUAUUCGAUAAAAGUUACAUCAAGCCUUUCUUUUCUGGAGAUUAUAACCACUUCACCCAGAUUGUCUGGGCUACGACAUGGAAGCUUGGCUGCGGAUUUGUCGUGUACAAAGAACCAGAGUGGUACAGAAGUUAUCUUGUUUGUAACUAUGGACCAGCAGGCAACUGGGAUGAAGAGGAAAUGUACAACGCCGGAAGAACAUGUUCUUAUUGUCCUGCAGGCUCCUGUUGUGGCGCUGAUUGCACUAAAAAAUAUAAGAAGACAUCUAAAUACCCCUCUCUCUGCAUGGUUGUAAACCCCAAGUAAUUUCUUAAGUAGGAAAAACAUGAAAAUAAUCUAGAACAAAACAAGAUUUAUCAGACGGAAUAAUCUCAAGAGAAUCUACUAUUUUAAAACAAGAAAUAACAAAUUUAGAAGCGUCUGGAAUUUUUGGAAGAUUUUUUUUCCCCUAGAAAGUCCGUACUGUUUUUACGCUUUAUGGCAUAUUCUUCUGCGAAUAAAAAUUUACUGUGCCUACAUUUGAGUAAAAUCAAGAAAAUAUAUAAUACUUUGAUUUACUUAGAUUUAUUACACAUUUUUACCUAGUUCAUAGAUUUCAACAUUUCUUAAUUUGUGAAAAUUUUUAAGUUACAUAUUUAGAACUGUAAAAAAGUUAGAUUUGUUUCUCUAGAAACAUUGGAUUAUUCUCAUAUGUUGCAAGAUUUUGAAAUAUUGUAAUAAAAUUAUGUAAUUUGAUA